GAGAAAAUGGAUUUGAGAAAUUCCGACAACGACAAGAACAAAGAAGAAGAGUCGGCCAAGAGCAAGAAAGCUCACAAGCCAUGCAGCGGCAAACAGGGCACGUCCAAAGAUCGCCAUGCGAAAGUUGACGGCCGAGACCGCCGCAUCCGCCUUCCCCCGGCCGCCGCCUCCCGGAUAUUCGAUCUGACUCGCGAGCUCGGCCUCAAAACCGACGGAGAAACCAUCGCCUGGCUCCUCCGCCAGGCCGAACCCGCCAUCAUCGCCGCCCCUGGCCGCGGCAUCAAUCCUUACGACAACAAUAUUAACAAUAACGUGGCUGACGAUUACAUAUUUGACCUUAACAACAACACGAACAGUGUUGUCAGUAAUAAUAAUAACGGCAACAUUAAUAUUAAUAAUGGUGAUGAUCAUGAUAUUAUUAAUGUUUAUGCUUACGUGGGUUCGAGUGGUGGUGCAAUGGGUGGUCACGGGUUUGGAGUGCCGGUGGUCCCGGUGGUUCCGGUACGAUUUCCGGCGACGAGGAAUUUUCCAGUGGCCGGAGAUGUGAGGAUGAUGUCGGGAAAUCAUGGUUUAUUCGGGAACACCCGCUUGCUGGCGUCGGCGCCAGCAACACCGCCGCCGCAACCCCAGUACGAUUUUGAGGCGGAGAUGGCGUAUAUGCAGUCUCUCUCCGGCGGCCGCCGCGGAGCAAAUUGAGAAAGGAAAAAACAAGAAACGAGGAAGAAUUAAGAUCUAUAUGAAGCCUUGAAAUAAGUAUAAGUUCGAUUAUGCUGGCUAUCUUUUUAUGUUUUUCCUUCUUCUUUUCUGAUAAUUUUAAUUUACUGUUUUGGUUUGUCUAAAAAAGUCACAGUGAAUGGAGAAAAAUGUUUGUCCUUUGUCGC
Molecule: messenger RNA, 881 nt
Organism: Tarenaya hassleriana
Lineage: Eukaryota; Viridiplantae; Streptophyta; Magnoliopsida; Brassicales; Cleomaceae
Exons: 1
Coding region: 7-696 (229 amino acids)
Cellular component (GO): nucleus
Molecular function (GO): sequence-specific DNA binding; DNA-binding transcription factor activity
Source: RefSeq, a predicted model, not a curated record